Molecule: messenger RNA, 945 nt
Organism: Hydra vulgaris (swiftwater hydra)
Lineage: Eukaryota; Metazoa; Cnidaria; Hydrozoa; Anthoathecata; Hydridae
Cellular component (GO): nucleus
Molecular function (GO): DNA binding
Source: RefSeq, a predicted model, not a curated record
AUGGUUCGAACAUACAUAAGGAAAACUACUAGAGGUGUUAAUGGUAAUUGGACCGGUAAAAAUCUAUGUUUAGCGUUUAAAGCUGUGCAAAAAAACAGUAGUAGUGUAAAUCAAGCAUCAACGAAUUUUGGAAUUCCUGAAUCCACAUUUCGUCGUUAUAUACGCAAGUCUCCAGACAAGUAUCUAUUCAAUAAUGGAAGAUUCCGCAAAGUAUAUUCUGAUAAAAUGGAAAAGUCUUUGAUUGACUACAUUGUUCAGCUCAGUACGUGUUACUAUGGAUUUACAGCUCUGCAGCUUAGGCAGUUAGCUUAUGAGUUUGCUGAACAAAACAACUUGCCUCACUGUUUUGACUACAAUACAAAACUUGAAGGUAAAGAUUGGCUUGCAAGUUUUAUGAAAAAAAACAGUCAGAUAUCACUAAAGGUACCAGAGAAGACAUCACUUGCUAGAAUGCAGGGGUUUAACGAGACUCAGGUUAUGAAGUUUUUUGAUCUUCUUCAGAAGUUGUUACUUAAGCAUAAGUUUUCAGCCAGUAGAAUAUACAUUGUAGAUGAAACAAGUGUGUCCACUGUACCAACAAAGCUUUCAAAAAUACUCUGGAAAAAAGGGGUAAAAAGAGUAGCUAAAGUUAUAAGUGCAGAAAGAGGAAAAACUGUAACUUUAGUGUGCACUAUGAAUGCGAUCGGUAAUUAUGUUCCUCCUGCAUUUAUAUCUCUACGUAAAAAAAUGCGCUAUGAGUUCCUGGAUGAUGCAACAUCAGAUUCAUUUGAUUUGGCUAACAAAUCAGGAUGGAUAACAGAAGAACUUUUUCCAGAGUAUCUGAAGCAUUUUUCUAAACACACGAGACCAACCCAAAAUGGUCCAGUUUUAUUUAUUCUAGACAGUCAUUCAUCACAACUUAGUUUGGCCGUCAUAGAUUCUAAUAUAGGCUUUAAUCUAAUAUAG